Messenger RNA from Trypanosoma conorhini, 309 nucleotides. RefSeq lists its product as uncharacterized. NCBI's taxonomy places the organism in Eukaryota, Euglenozoa, Kinetoplastea, Trypanosomatida, Trypanosomatidae. The transcript has a single exon. The record is from RefSeq and is a predicted model, not a curated record. The coding region runs from base 1 to 309 and encodes 102 amino acids.
AUGAUCCAUGUACGGUGGUCAGAUGGGGUGCAUCGUCUCAGGCGAUGGGAGUCCAGAAAACAGUGCCUACGAAAAAGUAAGAAACAAUGCGGAAAACAAGACGCAAUGUUCACUGCUAGAGCCCCUGUGGUGUUUAUGACUUCAUCCACGACAUGCCUUCUGCAAUGUAUAGACGCAAUAUAUAUUGUAUACUGCACAUACAGAUGGUGGUGGUGGUGGGGGAAGGGUCAGGACACAAUCGUCUUCUCGCCCGUGUCGUGGUCGAGCAAAACGUGCGUCCGCGUGUCUGGGCAGGCGCGGACCUCGUAG